UAAUAAUAAUAAUAAUUUUAUUUCCUUUUUUUCUCUCUGUCGUCUAGAACCUACUACCAGAUUUGAGUUUACUUUGUCUCUGUAGAUCCAAGGUUUAUGUUUUGUUGAUUGUGUUUUUUAAUACAUAUACAAAAUAUAUACAGGUGUGAAAGUAUUGGAUUUGUUGAAUAUUUGUGUUAUUGAUAAGUUUUGGUGAAGAAGUAUGAAGGCGGGUCGGUUCGAAAUUAGUGGCGGCGGAUAAAUAAUUGAAGGAAUGUCAGAUUUGUCUAUUUAUGAGCUUGAUGAUAUCAUCUGGGAUGAUUUCGACCGUAGUGGUGAUCAUAUAGUGCCCCAUCCUAAUGAGGAUCAUCAUAGUGAAGAUAAAUAUGAGGGUAGCGUCUGUAAGAAGCCCCGACGUGAAAUAACACCUGUUCAGGACAACAAGGGAAAACACUAUGCUUCUGGUAGUGUUUCUCAGGAAAGAGAAUCCAAUACAAUAGCUGAAGGUAGAAAUACAAAGGAAAACGAAUCAUCAUCUCAUACACCCGAUGGUGUAUUCACGACUUCCCGUGACGCUGACUCAGCAAAGGAAAUGCCUACUUUACAAUCUAAUGAUAAUAAACUAUGCGUAGAUGAAAGAAUUGUCAACAAUCCAUUCGGUGCGGUUGAUAGUAACUCCUACAGUUGCCCUCCAAGUCACAUCUCCCAAUCUGGCGAUCUUAACCUGUUCUCCAAUGAUGGCAAUGCUAAACAAUCAAAUGAUUCAAUAUAUUAUGGCUGGCCUGAUAUCGGAACCUUUGAGGAUGUGGACACGAUGUUAAGCAAUUGUGAUUCAUCAUUUGGACUAGGAGUUACAGCAAAUGAUGAUGAAUUGGUUUGGUUUCAAUCUGAAGAUCCAAAUGGAGAGUAUGAAGAAGCAUUCAAGAUGGAUCUUAAGUUUCCGUGUGCAGAGCCAAGCACUUUGACAAAUGUAUUAGAUGAUCAUGAACCUCGAGAAUCAGAGAGUAAGAGAUCUAGUUUCGUGUGUGAAAGUAAAGAUGUGCCUAAGAUCAAAGAUCAGAAAGAGCAGUCACAGCAUCUGAAAAGCAAUGACAUUCAGAUGUCCUUGAGUGAUGAAUCUGAUCAAGCUUUCACCUCAGCGGGAAAUUGGCAGCAAAAUGAAAACCUAGGACAUAAUUCUGUUGGCUACAUACAGAGCACCAGUUAUCUGUAUCCAGCUCAUGAUAAUGUUCCGGUGCAAACAAAUGAUGGCUCGGUAAUGACUGGUAUCAAAUAUGAAAAUACGGGUUCAGCAUCUGGUUCCCAAAACGAAAGCUCUGGUGGAAUUCAGCCUUCAUUUAGUGGAAAUUAUAAACAACCUGGUAUGAUGCCCCAGGCGUCAAGAAGUGAUACCAUGUCAAGAAAUAUUCUGGUUUCACCCCACAAGCAAUUUGGCAAGGAAAACAAGAUUGAAAGUCAAAGUGAUAUGGAGGGAGUCAAGAAAGGAGCUUCAGGAGUAUUAGAUUCAUUAAAUGCACCAGAAGGGUCUUCCAUAAGUACAGAGUUGGACGAAAUAUCAAUAGAGGCUUCUAGUUUCCGUCAGCUCCAACAGGUUAUGGAACAGUUGGAUUUGAGGACUAAGUUAUGCAUAAGGGAUAGCCUGUACCGCUUGGCUAGAAGUGCAGAACAACGUCACAACUAUGCUGGCAUGAGUGGCAGCACCACAAACUGUGGAGCAACUGGUGGUCCAUUAAUGUCUGAAGGGACCAAUAAGUAUGCUGGCCUUAUGGAUAUGGAAACUGAUACAAACCCAAUAGAUCGAACAAUAGCACACUUAUUGUUUCAUAGGCCUUCAGAAGCAUCUAAUAGGGCUACUCCGUUACCUGUCAAACCAAAUGCAAAGGUUCAUGGAUCUACAAUAGGUUCAACCGUGGUGGCCGAAAAACAAUCUUGUCAAGAAACAGGAAAUGAAUCAGAGGACAAGAUUUCGAGCACUGGAAAAAACUAACGUGUCGUUAGGUAGGCAUGCUAGAUCUCGGAGUGACUUUUUAUUUUUUUGUAAUCAUGUGCAUAUAUUAUCCAUAAGUUUAUCAAGGGGAUCCGAUAUGGACUCAUAAGCUUGGUCAAUGGUAGGGAAUCUGGAGGUUUUAGUGUUUAUUGGUGCCCAUCCUUGUGUAUCUUCUUUGUGCCGAGUUUCUGGUCUUGUAUCUGUUGUAUUUAUUUUUCAUGGUGGCCCAAUUUUGACCUAGAAUUCACCCAUAUAUGUUCAUAUGGUGUCGUUUUUCAUUCCUAUAUAUACUUAAAUACUGGUUGGUUCUGGUUCUUAUAUAGUUAUAUAUAUAUUUUUCUUCAGUUUA
This is a messenger RNA of Erigeron canadensis, 2315 nucleotides long. Its product is annotated as protein LNK1-like. The transcript is spliced from 8 exons. The record is from RefSeq and is a predicted model, not a curated record. The coding region runs from base 254 to 1966 and encodes 570 amino acids. Lineage: Eukaryota; Viridiplantae; Streptophyta; Magnoliopsida; Asterales; Asteraceae. Gene Ontology annotation, biological process: circadian rhythm; regulation of DNA-templated transcription.